Messenger RNA from Adineta ricciae, 366 nucleotides. The record is from the annotation of a GenBank genome assembly. Lineage: Eukaryota; Metazoa; Rotifera; Eurotatoria; Adinetida; Adinetidae.
AUGGACGUUCCGGCCCACGGAACCAACCGGAACCCGCUGGAAAGCACCCCUUUUCCGCCUCAUUCCGUACAGUUCCGCUCAGAUCCCGACGGGACUAAGCGGAAAACCACCGGGAAACUGGCGCAGUAUUCCAAACCGGAAAGCAUCGGACAUGGAACCGGCUCGUUCCUAGUCAAUCCCAUAGUAUGGUUUCCGUCGGGACUCACAAUACCCGACCGACAAAAAAGUUACCGAAAAUAUCAGCAAAGAGGUUUCGGAAACACCGGAACAUUCAAUCAGCUUCCACCAAAAUCCCAAGUCUUUCGACGAAUUAUUGUCGGAUCCCGUCAAAUAUUCCGACUAAAUCCAGCUGACAGCACUCGAUAA